UACAUCAUUAUAUAUUUACAGAAUUUACGAAGAUGUUGGAACGCGAAGCCUCAGGGCUUCUCAUGUCUGUAAUACGAACCUUGCAUGAAACAGAUACAGGACAGGAAAGAGAGGAAGAGAAAAAGAAACUAGAAUUACAAUUUAAAGAAUCAGAUACCAGGUUGGACAGUAUGGUCGGAGAAAGGCAAGCUGACCUUGCAGCUGUUAUGUCAACCUACACCACUGUAUCCACCAGAUUGAAUCGUUCAAGGAUAAAGUUAUCCAAUGUGAAGGAGAGUUUAGUGGCCUGCAAGGAACUAGUCCACUAA
Molecule: messenger RNA, 308 nt
Organism: Eurytemora carolleeae
Lineage: Eukaryota; Metazoa; Arthropoda; Copepoda; Calanoida; Temoridae
Product: exocyst complex component 4
Exons: 5
Coding region: 33-308 (91 amino acids)
Biological process (GO): exocytosis; chemical synaptic transmission; Golgi to plasma membrane transport
Cellular component (GO): synapse; growth cone membrane; exocyst
Source: RefSeq, a predicted model, not a curated record